AUGCCUCUGCGCCUCUCGCAGUUUGGCCAGUCGCCCCAGUCGGCUCCCCUCCUCGCGUCCGCUCAGACCCCUGGCGUGAGCCAGAGCCGCCUGUCCGAGACGUCUCUUGCAUCUGGUUCAUACGAACGCGGCAGCUCUGCUCCUGGUUACGACUCUAGCAACUACGGCCCAUCAGCAAACAUGGGUCCCUCCGCCGCCACCGCCUCGGGCCCUCGUUACGGCCCCUCGGCCACUGCGUCUCCGCAGUCGUCGACCAUGUCGCGUAUCGCCAACAGCGAGCAGAUGCCGCUCCGCGGUGGCGCCGCUGGUAUGGCUGGCGGUGCUGCCGCGGGCGGUGUCAUGGCCGGUGUCGACGACGACGACCUCGAUGACCAGCUCCACACCUUCACUGCGGCCGACCGCAAGGACCUUUCAUCUCCUUUCACCCUGAACUCGUGGAGAGGUUGGGCCAACGGUUUCACCCUCUUUGUUCUGCUGGCAGGCUUUGUCGUGUUGUUCGCCGGCUACCCGAUCAUCUCGCACUACGCAGACUCGAAUGCGUCCAGCGGUUCCAGCACGUCGGGUUACAACCUCGGAGGUAUCAAUGCAUCGGGCCAGUACCCCGAGAUCACAAACUUCCCCACCCUCAUCGACGCCGACACCCCUUCAUCCGCCCUCACCCGCACUGGUACCGACGGCAACAAGUGGACCCUCGUGUUCUCGGACGAGUUUGAGCGCGAAGGCCGCACGUUUUACGACGGUGACGACCCGUUCUUCACCGCUGUCGACAUUCACUACUGGCCCACCAACGAUUUCGAGUGGUAUGACCCCUCGGCUGUGACCACAAAGGACGGUCACCUCCUCAUCACUCUUUCGCAGGAGCCCACCAACGACCUCAUGUUCAAGUCUGGUAUGCUCCAGUCGUGGAACCAGCUGUGCUUCAACAAGAACGCCUACUUUGAAGUCUCGGUUUCGCUCCCGGGCAACAACUACAUUGGUGGCUUCUGGCCCGGUAUCUGGACGAUGGGUAACCUCGGCCGUCCCGGUUACGGUGCUUCCACCGAGGGUCUGUGGCCCUACUCGUACUCGUCGUGUGACGUCGGUAUUCUUCCCAACCAGACGUACACCAACGGCUCGGGCCCCGCCGCCGCCCUCGACACUGGCUCGGACAGUUACGGAGGCACUCUGUCGUACCUUCCCGGCCAGCGCCUGUCGGCGUGCAACUGUGACUCGUCCACCCACCCGGGUCCCUCUGGUGUUGGUCGCUCUGCUGUCGAAAUCGAUUUGAUCGAGGCCCAGAUUGACCUCACCAACAAGAAGGGUCAGGUCUCGCAGUCGGCUCAGGUCGCCCCCUUUGACGACUACUACCAGUUCAACAACUGCUCCGACUGUGUCAAAAUCUACGACUCCGACCUCACAUACUACAACACUUACCUCGGUGGUGUCUACCAGCAGGCCGUCUCGGGUCUCACCUAUGUCGACAGCUCCAUCUACUAUGGCACAUCGGCAGAGUUUGGUACCUUUGGUUUCGAGUUUGUGUCCAACUUUGACGACCCGACCGACGGCUACAUUGAGUGGGUCAGCAUGGGCACGGCCUCGUGGCGUAUGAACGCAAAGGCUGUCGCUGCCAACGCCGCCGUUGGUCUCAGCCAGCGUCUCAUCUCGCAAGAGCCCAUGGCCCUCAUUUUCAACCUGGGCAUGUCCAACAACUUUGAAAACGUCGACUUCAACCACAUGCCCUUCCCCAACUACAUGCGUGUCGACUACAUCCGUGUCUACCAGCUCGAUGGUGGUGACGGCUCCAUUGGCUGUGACCCAAGCGACCGCCCGACUGCCGACUACAUCUCGACCUAUGCGGAAGUGUACGCCAACCCCAACCUGACGACUUGGGAGGGUGCAGGGUACACUUUCCCCACCAACAAGAUGACCAACCCCACUUGUUAA
Molecule: messenger RNA, 1923 nt
Organism: Apiotrichum porosum
Lineage: Eukaryota; Fungi; Basidiomycota; Tremellomycetes; Trichosporonales; Trichosporonaceae
Exons: 1
Coding region: 1-1923 (640 amino acids)
Biological process (GO): fungal-type cell wall organization; (1->6)-beta-D-glucan biosynthetic process
Cellular component (GO): endoplasmic reticulum membrane; plasma membrane
Molecular function (GO): glucosidase activity
Source: RefSeq, a predicted model, not a curated record